Messenger RNA from Desarmillaria tabescens, 1322 nucleotides. RefSeq lists its product as uncharacterized. Lineage: Eukaryota; Fungi; Basidiomycota; Agaricomycetes; Agaricales; Physalacriaceae. Gene Ontology annotation, molecular function: protein binding. Bases 245 to 1192 code for a protein of 315 amino acids. The transcript is spliced from 2 exons. The record is from RefSeq and is a predicted model, not a curated record.
AUCACCUGUAUCGUCUCGACGUCUCUUACAGAGCUCGUUCCUCGCACUUCGUGUGAUUGAGUUCUUCAGUGUUGCUCUGUGGCUACGAGCCUACACAUGAUCUAUCAAAAUAAUCAAAACGUACACAGAUUAGCUCAAUCCACGGGAAAGAAAGAGGUAAAAAGUGCGAGAAUCCCACGAGUGGCUCUUAUCACCGAUCAACAGCACAAUAGGUCUUUACUCUUUACCCCUCAAAGCCUCAAGCAUGACAAUCGCGUCCACGCCCUUUGACGUUGUCGAAGAUGCUGAUGUCAUCCUUCGAUCUUCCGAUAACGUUGAAUUCUUUGUCCUGAAAGCCUUUCUCUCCUUCGCUUCCUCUUUCUUCAAGCACAUGUUCUCGGAUGGUAAUCCAGAUGAAAUUAAAAACGGUUUACCUGUCGCUCCAGUAGUAGAGACAGCAAAAAUUAUCCGAAAACUUCUUCUCUUCUGCUAUCCCGGCGAGCCUCCACUAUUCGAAGACGUCCAGGAGGUCACAGAACUCCACGAGGCUGUUUCCAAGUACUGUAUGGACAGUGUCGAGAAACGCAUUCAGAAAUCCCUCCUCAAAUCACCCCUCAUUCUUCAGGAGCCUGUGCGUCUCUUCGCCAUCUCGGUUCAUUAUGGUUGGCGAGAAGUAUGUGAGGCAGCCGCUAAGAACACCCUUUUUCAUCCCGCCAGUGAUCAUCCAUCCAUCAAGGAGCUUAGGCUGAUCACAGGUCUCGAUUACCGGCGCUUACUGGAUUACCAUAAACGAUGCAGCGCCGCUGCUGAAACGACAGUGCAGCGCACGUCUUCCUCGAGGCGCAACAUGUAUUGGAGAGGAAUACCUGAACCUUCAUCUUCGUGGUGGUGCGCUGGCUCUCCGUGCUGCUCAGAUGCACGUUCUAGCGGGUGUUGGGUGUCUGUGGCACCGUGGAAGGAGUAUCAUGUCCAUCUGUGGUUGAUGCGGUACUUCGAGGAUGUAGCAGAGAGGCUGAAGGAACGACCUAGGGGGAAAACAGUGAUGGAUGAUGAUAUUGUGAACAGGUUGCUUAAUAAUAUUAACUGCGCACCGUGCAAGGCGACAAUGGUAACGGAAAUGCGUAUUCUCACGGAUCGACUGUCGUUCGAGGUGGAAAAAGUGAUUUCGCAGGUCCCGCUUGAAUUGGAUCUACCUUCAUCCUCGAAUAUGUAGACUACUUUCAAACUUUACUGGGUUUCCUAUAGAUUUUCCACAUAGCAUAUGUACAUAAUCAGUGAUAUGACGAUGACACGGAAGCUGAUCCGAGGCAAGCCGAUCAUGUAGUCUAAACUUUUAUCCUGUU